AUGUCGAACCCAGCACCCCUCAGCUCCAACAAAGUCCCCGUGACGGAAUCGCCCAGCUUCCAGCCAUCGUUUCUCGAGCGAUUUUUUAUCGCAUUUUUCCACGUCGUCAACUUCUUCGUUCCAUGGCAUAGGCUGCCAGGCUUCAUCGGCGCCAUCAACUUGGGUUUCAUGAGAAUUGAGCUACGCGCUCAUAAUCUCCACGAUGGCUACGCUUCCGGCUCAGCUCAAGGCAAUACCAUAGUGGAGCCGAUGACAGACGCGCGGUUCCUCAACAGCAGGAACUCAGAUGGCAAGUUCAAUUCGCUCGAGAUGCCAUUGAUGGGCUGUUCAGGCACACGAUUCGGCCGCAACUUCUCACGGAAGUACUGCCAGAAGCCGACGGAAGAAGAGCUCUGGACGCCCAACCCCCGGAUGGUAGCUGAGAAGUUCAUGACGAGAGGUCCUGGUGGCUUCAUUCCAGCGACGAGUCUGAACCUGCUAGCGGCGGCGUGGAUCCAGUUUCAAACCCAUGACUGGUUCAAUCACGAGGCCAGUAACGAGACCUUCGAUGUGCCGCUUCCGCCUGGCGAUAAGUGGCCUCAAGAAUACAUGAAGCUUCACAAAAGCCUGCCAGACGAGACGCUCGACCCUUCGGAUGUCAAGUGCCCCGGCUACAAGAGCCAGAACACGGCCUGGUGGGACGCCAGUCAGAUCUACGGCUCGUCCGAAGCAGUGACGCGAGGUCUCAGAACAAUCCACCAGGAUGGAAAGCUGCUUCUGACCAAAGGAGGCAGAGAGGCGUUCAUACCCCGUGGUGAUGACGGGUUGCCUAUGACGGGGUUCAACAGCAAUUGGUGGAUUGGGAUGGAGAUGCUGCACACUUUAUUCGCACUUGAGCACAACUCUAUCUGUGAUACUCUCCGCUUGGCCUAUCCGGACUGGACUGGGGACGAGAUUUUUGAAAAGGCCCGGCUUGUCAACUGUGCUCUGAUGGCGAAGAUCCAUACCGUCGAGUGGACGCCUGCAAUCCUCGCACACCCCGCCUUGCAGAUUGGGAUGGCAGCCAAUUGGUGGGGGAUCGUUGGGGAGACCUUGACCAAGCUCGUCGGUCGCGUUUCCAAAACCAGCGAGGCCAUCAGCGGGAUCCCCGGCUCGACGGUAGACCAGUCCGGCGUUCCCUACUCCUUGACUGAGGAGUUUGCGUCGGUGUAUCGAAUGCACGCUUUGAUUCCAGACGACAUAGCAUUUUUUACCGCCGAGGAUGGCAAGCAUCAAACCACCAUUCCCAUCGUGGACACCACUUUCACCAAAGCCCAAGCACCUCUCGAUGCCGGGCUGUCCUUUGCCGACGUCUUCUACUCGUUUGGCAUCAACUACCCCGGAGCCAUCACCAAUUUCAACUAUCCCAACUUCCUGCGUAAUCUGGAGUCCCCCGAUGGUCAGCUUCGGGACAUGGGAACCAUCGAUAUCCUGCGCGACCGCGAGCGUGGUGUCCCUCGGUACAACCAGUUCCGCCGCCUCCUGCGCAUGUCGGCCCCGAAGACCUUCGAGGAGCUCACCGGUGGCAACAUCCCUCUCGCGCAGUCCCUGCGCGAGGUCUACGGCGACAUCGAGCUCGUCGACACCAUCGUAGGCUGCCACAGCGAGCCCCUGCCCGCGGGCUUCGGCUUCAGCGACACGGCCUUCCGCAUUUUCAUCGUGAUGGCCAGCCGCCGACUGAAGAGCGAUCGCUUCAUCGCCGGGCAGUGGAACGCCGAGACCUACACGAAGGAGGGCUUCCACUGGGUGCAGCAUAAUGGGAUGAAGGAUGUGCUGAUCCGGCACUUUCCCGAGUUGAAGGGGACCUUGGAGAAGAGCAAGAAUGCGUUUGCUCCGUGGGAAAAGCUGGAUGAGUCGAAGAAGUAUGGGGGCAUUGAGACGAAUGCGCCCAAAUAG
Drepanopeziza brunnea f. sp. 'multigermtubi' MB_m1 is the source of this 1914-nucleotide messenger RNA. RefSeq lists its product as uncharacterized. NCBI's taxonomy places the organism in Eukaryota, Fungi, Ascomycota, Leotiomycetes, Helotiales, Drepanopezizaceae. Gene Ontology annotation, molecular function: peroxidase activity; oxidoreductase activity, acting on single donors with incorporation of molecular oxygen, incorporation of two atoms of oxygen; heme binding. The record is from RefSeq and is a predicted model, not a curated record. Gene Ontology annotation, biological process: response to oxidative stress.